AUGCCUGAGCCGUUCAAGGUGUUGGUCUUCAGUAAGACCCUGGGCUAUCGCCACGAGUCUAUCGAGGCGGGCAUCCUCAGCUUCCAAAAACUGGCCGAGCAGUCGACUGGCUCCGACCAUCCCUUUACCGUCGAGGCAUCGGAAGACGCCGAGGCGACGUUUACGCCCGAGAUCCUCGCGCGCUUCCGCGUCAUCGUCCUGCUGCACGCGUCCGGUAACUUUUUGACGUCCGAGCAGCUGGCCGUCCUCGAACGCCAGGUCUCGUCCGGCGACAGCGGCAUCGUGGGCAUCCACGGGGCCUCCAGCGCCAUGCUGUCCCGCGAGGUCGACCCGGCCGGCUACUAUGGCCGUCUGCUCGGCGCCGUCUUCACCGAGCAUCCUGCCCCUCAGCUGGGCCGUGUCGUCAUCAAGGCGCCGCAGCAUCCCAUCGUGCAGCCCCUUUUGAAGGUCGUGUCGGCGCCGUCCGACGCCAGCCUUUCCGGGCCGUCCUUUUCGCGCUUCGACGAGUGGUACAACUUCGAGCCGACAUCGUGCGCCGUUGUGGCCGCGCAACAGACGCCGACAACGCCAACGACGGAAUCCCAAGACGCGACGAACAUCCUGCUGGUGGCUGACGAGACGACGUACGAAGGCGGCAAGCACGGCGAACACCACCCGAUUGCAUGGACGUGGCCCGAUUUUGAAGGCACCGGCACGCGCGUCUACUACACGGCGCUGGGGCACUUCGCCGAGGCGUACGAGGACGAGGUCUUUGUGUCGCAUCUGAAGACGGCCGUGCUGUGGGCCGCAAAAUUGGUGUAA
Molecule: messenger RNA, 801 nt
Organism: Sporothrix brasiliensis 5110
Lineage: Eukaryota; Fungi; Ascomycota; Sordariomycetes; Ophiostomatales; Ophiostomataceae
Product: secreted glycosyl hydrolase
Exons: 1
Coding region: 1-801 (266 amino acids)
Source: RefSeq, a predicted model, not a curated record